AACAAAAUCAAGAAAAAAAACAAAAAAAGAAACAACACAAAAGAUGAAUCUUACAUACAUGCUAAAAACUUUUAACUACAUCUAGAAGAUGUGAACAUCCUAUUUAUAUAUACAUAUGAUCUUAUAUGUACAUCACACAAACUUGUGUUACUGAGCAUUCAGUUAGAAAGGAAAUUGUUAUUGUUUUCAAGAAUUGGAAAUGGAGAGUAGUAUUGAAAGUGAGGGAAGAUUCAAAGGAAGCAUUAAGAGGACUUUAAGCAGGUUUGAAAGUUCAUCACUUAGGAUGAGCAGUGGUAUGGAUAAUGUCUUCCCUAACUCUGUUAAUAGGGAGGAGAAUGACGAUGAAGAGGCUUUGAAAUGGGCUGCAAUUCAGAGGCUUCCGACUGUUGCACGCUUGAGGAGAGGUUUGUUGACUACCUCUAAAGGACAGGUUUGUGAAAUUGAUGUAUACAAUCUUGGGCAGCAAGAAAGGAGAUACCUGAUAGAUAGACUGGUGAGAAUUGCAGAUGUUGACAAUGAGAAAUUGUUAUUGAAGCUCAGGGAUCGCAUUCAUAGAGUUGGAAUUAAUCUUCCUACAAUCGAAGUCCGAUUUGAGCACUUGAAUAUCGAGGCAGAAGUUCACGUAGGAAAAAGAGCUUUGCCUACCCUCACUAAUUACGUUCUUGAUAUGGUAGAGGCUCCAUUGAACUAUAUACUAAGAAGAAGAAGACAGCAUGUGAAUAUUCUAAAGGAUAUUAGUGGAAUAAUAAAGCCUGGCAGGAUGACAUUGCUAUUGGGGCCCCCAAGUUCUGGAAAAACAACGCUCCUUCUGGCCUUGGCUGGAAAACUUGAUCCCAAGCUAAAGUUCACUGGGAAGGUGACUUACAACGGUCAUGAGAUGAAUGAGUUUGUACCUCAAAGAACUGCUGCUUAUGUCAGUCAAAACGAUCUUCACAUUGGAGAAUUGACAGUUAGAGAAACUUUGGAAUUCUCAGCAAGAUUCCAAGGUGUUGGACCUAGAUGUGAUAUGCUAGAAGAGAUAUCUAGAAGAGAAAAGGAGAGAAACAUUAUCCCAGAUCCAGAUAUUGAUGUGUUUAUGAAAGCUAUUUCAACUGAAGGCAAGAAAGCAAAUCUUGUAAUAGAUUAUAUAUUAAAGAUUUUGGGACUAGAGACCUGUGCAGAUACUGUGGUGGGAAAUGCAAUGUUAAGAGGUAUCUCUGGAGGACAAAGGAAACGGGUUACGACAGGGGAGAUGCUAGUGGGAACAGCUAAGGCUCUUUUCAUGGAUGAAAUAUCUACUGGUUUGGAUAGCUCAACAACUUUUCAAGUUGUGAAAUCAAUGAAGCAGUAUGUCCACCUGCUCAAUGGAACUGCUGUGAUCUCACUCUUGCAGCCACCACCAGAGACUUAUGAUCUUUUUGACGACAUUAUUCUACUCUCUGAGGGGCACAUUGUGUACCAGGGUCCUUGUGAACACGUGCUUGAAUUUUUUGCUUCAUUAGGUUUCAAGUGUCCUGAAAGAAAAUCAGUGGCAGACUUUUUACAAGAAGUGACAUCAAUGAAAGAUCAACAACAAUAUUGGGUAGAAAGAGAUAAGCCUUAUAGAUUUGUGACUCCUAAAGCGUUUGCAGAGGUAUUUGAGUCAUUUCAUGUUGGGAGAAGCCUUGGUAAUGAACUUGUUACUCAAUUUGACAAGUCUAAAAGCCAUCCAGCUGCUUUGACGACCAACAAGUAUGGAAUUGGAAAACGGGAAUUGUUCAAAGCUUGCUUAUCAAGAGAACUUUUACUCAUGAAGCGCAAUUCAACUUUAUACAAAUUCAAACUUUGCCAAAUUGCAUUCAUGGCUAUUGUUACCAUGACCGUUUUUCUCCGAACUGAGAUGCACCACAAUUCAGUGCUUGAUGGGGGCAUUUAUGCCGGUGCAUUGUUUUUUGGAAAUUUAGUGCUUAUGUUUAAUGGAUUUGCUGAACUUUCAAUGACCGUUGUGAGGCUUCCCGUGUUUUACAAGCAAAGAGACCUUCUCUUCUACCCUUCUUGGGCAUAUGGUCUUCCUUCAUGGAUCCUUAAAAUCCCUGUAACGUUUGCUGAAGCAGCUGUUUGGACAUUCCUCACCUAUUAUGUCAUCGGUUAUGAUCCUGAAGUUGGAAGAUUACUUAGACAAUUCCUUCUUCUUGUGCUUAUCAACCAAAUGGGCACUUCAUUAUUCCGAUUACUUGGAGCAGUUGGUAGAGAAAUGACAAUGGCUACAUCACUUGGGUCAAUUCUAUUGACCUUUCUCAUUGCCAUGGGUGGCAUGGCCCUCUCGAAAGAUAAUAUUACAAAAGGGUGGAUAUGGGGCUUCUGGAUAUCACCUGUAAUGUAUGCACAGAAUGGCUUAGUGAAUAACGAGUUCCUAGGAAAGACAUGGAGACAUGUUCUUCCUAACUCAACUAAACCGCUAGGAGUUGAUGUUUUGGAAUCUCGUGGGUUCUUUACACAGUCAUACUGGUAUUGGAUAUGUUUUGCGGCAUUGCUCGGAUAUACAUUACUGUUCAACUUGGGUUACAUUCUUGCUCUAACUUACUUCAAUCAAAUUGAGAAGCAUCAGGCUGUGAAAUCAGAGCAAUCUCAAAGCAAUGAGGAGAAUGGUGGAAGAAAAGGAGGAAUGGUUCUUCCUUUUGAACAACAUUCUAUAACCUUUGAUGAAGUAACAUAUUCUGUCGACAUGCCUCCGGAAAUGAGGAUUCAGGGUGUCCUUGAAGAUAAGUUGGUUCUUUUGAACGGUGUCAGCGGAGCUUUUAGGCCAGGUGUUCUCACUGCACUUAUGGGUGUCACUGGUGCUGGCAAAACAACUUUGAUGGAUGUACUUGCUGGUAGGAAAAGUGGGGGAUAUAUUAGUGGGAACAUCACAGUUUCCGGGCAUCCCAAAAAGCAAGAAACCUUUGCAAGAAUUUCCGGAUACUGUGAGCAAAAUGAUAUACACUCUCCUCAUAUUACGGUCUAUGAGUCUUUGCUCUAUUCAGCAUGGCUCCGGUUGCCAGCGGAAAUCAAUACAGAAACUAGGAAGAUGUUUGUUGAGGAAGUCAUGGAGCUAGUGGAGUUGAACCCAUUGAGGGAUGCAUAUGUUGGUCUCCCAGGUAUUAACGGUCUAUCAACUGAGCAGCGUAAAAGAUUGACUAUUGCAGUUGAACUGGUGUGUAAUCCUUCUAUCAUAUUCAUGGAUGAGCCAACUUCUGGGUUAGAUGCAAGAGCUGCAGCUAUUGUUAUGAGAGCAGUUAGGAACAUAGUGGACACUGGAAGAACAAUUGUGUGUACCAUUCACCAGCCCAGCAUUGAUAUCUUUGAAUCUUUCGAUGAGCUUUUCUUAAUGAGACGAGGAGGACAAGAGAUAUAUGUGGGGCCACUUGGACGUCAUUCUUCACAUUUAAUUAAAUACUUCGAGGGAAUACAAGGUGUCAGUAAGCUUAAAGAUGGCUACAAUCCAGCAACUUGGAUGUUGGAAGUUACUAGCUCAGCAAAAGAAAUGGAAAUGGAGAUUAAUUUUGCUGAGGUGUACAAAAGCUCAGAAUUGUACAGGAGAAACAAAGCUCUUAUUGAAGAUUUGAGCACUACAUCUCAUGGUUCAAAGAGCCUUUAUUUUCCUUCGAAGUAUUCGAGGUCCUUUUUUAUCCAAUGUAUGGCUUGUUUAUGGAAACAACAUUGGUCUUACUGGCGCAAUCCGUUGUACAAUUCAAUAAGGUUUAUCUUCACAAUCGUUGUCGCCGUGUUGCUUGGGAGCAUUUACUGGAAAGUUGCCUCCAAAAUUGAAAACCAACAAGAUUUCUUUAAUUCCAUGGGGUUUUUGUAUACUGCUACUUUGAUUAUUGGUGUCAGGAAUUGUAAUUCAGUGCAACCACUGAUAGGUAUAGAGAGAGUAGUCUUUUAUAGGGAAAGGGCUGCUGGAAUGUAUUCGGCAUUGGCAUAUGCUGUUUCUCAGGCUCUAAUUGAAAUCCCUUAUAAUCUUGUCCAAGCCGUGGUUUAUGGGAUUCUAGUUUAUGCAAUGAUUGGUUAUGAGUGGAGCGUCACUAAAUUUGUUUGGUACAUCUUUUUCAUGUUUUUCACCUUCCUUUACUAUACAUACUUUGGCAUGAUGACAAUAGCCUUGACCCCAAACCUAGCUAUGGCUUCUAUACUCACCAGUGCGUUCAAUUCAUUGUUCAAUCUCUUCUCGGGAUUCUUAAUCCCCCAAACAAGGAUCCCUGUAUGGUGGAGAUGGUUUUAUUGGAUAAAUCCAGCAGCUUGGAGUCUAAACGGGUUGGUGACUUCGCAAUUUGGAGAUAUAACGGAUAGUUUGGAUUUCAAUGGAAGAAUUGUUCCAAUACAAGACUUUUUGCGCGAUUACUUUGGUUUCAAGUAUGAGUUUUUGGGGAUUGUUGCAGUUAUAGUUGUUGGAUUUACAAUAGGUUUUGUAUUGGUCUUUGCUUUAUCCAUCAAGACAUUAAAUUUUCAACGACGCUAGAGUCUGGAAUAUUUUAGUGUAGUAUUAACUAUUGGUAUUUUAUGUGUAAUAAUGAAAAGUUUCAAUUUGCAACUCAAGAAUAAACCAG
Molecule: messenger RNA, 4544 nt
Organism: Medicago truncatula (barrel medic)
Lineage: Eukaryota; Viridiplantae; Streptophyta; Magnoliopsida; Fabales; Fabaceae
Product: pleiotropic drug resistance protein 1
Exons: 23
Coding region: 200-4456 (1418 amino acids)
Cellular component (GO): membrane
Molecular function (GO): ATP hydrolysis activity; ATP binding; ABC-type transporter activity
Source: RefSeq, a predicted model, not a curated record